AUGUGUCCGCACUAUAUACUCUAUUAUUGGAGUAAACAGCGAGAAGAAGUGGCACAAAAGGUAUGUGAUAAAAUGUUCAAUUUUUAUGUUGAAACAUUAGAAAGUCUUGUACCAGACAUAGCUGAGCGGAACGAACCAAUCGUCCGAUGUUUGCGACAAAUCAUUGCACUGAUAUGCUAUAUUGAUUCAAAUGAAAUUAAAGUUGAACAUUAUGAAUUCCAUUUAAAAACGAUUGAUCUUGUGCUCCAUGUUUUAACUUCAGCUGAUAAUUUAUUUGUUCGAAAAGACAGAAGAAACAAGCUUUUUAGUAAGGGUUUAAGCCAAAUCCUUCUUCGUUAUAUCAAUGCUAAACAUGCAGGACAUGUACAAUUCAAUACUUAUCGAAUAUUAGCAGUUUUGAUGAAUGAAACUGAUAUUAAAACAUUGACAAAACCAAGAAAGAUUACAGCAUUGUUUAAAACUUUUUUCGAGAAAUUAAUCGAUGAUCCAUACCGACAGUUGCGAUUACGGAGUACACUGAUUUGCUUGAAAACUCUUGCACAACACGGUGAAAUAAAACAUGAAAUGGUUGCACAAGAUGUUCUGCCUCUAUUAAUUCGUUGUGCUACAGAGCCGAAAUUCGACGUUGUACAAAGACAAAAAUAUUCACUCGGUCUGCUUUGGACAAUGACGUUCAAUGAUGAAGCUGCUACAAUAUUAAAAGAAAAUCAGAAGUUCAUGGCUCAUGUUAAAUUGUUGCUGAGAUCCGAUGAACAAGAUCUACGUAAGGUAGCUGACGGUAUCAUGUGGAAAUUAGAUAAGAAAGCUCAGUUUAUGGCUAAGCAGGAACGUGAUCAGUCGGUAAUCCAAGUCCUUGCCUCAUCGACUUACAAAUAUGAUAUAACGAUAAAGAUUUAUGUUGUCAAAUACGAGAUAAGCUUAUAG
This is a messenger RNA of Didymodactylos carnosus, 924 nucleotides long. The record is from the annotation of a GenBank genome assembly. Lineage: Eukaryota; Metazoa; Rotifera; Eurotatoria; Philodinida; Philodinidae.